UCCAAGAGUUUUUUCUGCUGCCUAUCUAUGCCUAUCGUUCUAUUCGUCGUUCUAUCAUCCGUCUUUGUGCCAUUAUCACGUGUAUGCCGGCAGUAACGUUUGUAAAUUAAUUUUUUAUUUAAUAUAGUUUACUGCACGAAUAACGAAUCUACUAUAUUAUAAAACUAAAUUAGUGUUUAAAUUAAUGUCUUUCAUAAAACAGUUCAUUGUUCUAUUUUAAGGGGUAUUAGAUGAUUUUAGUGUAUGGUGUUGAAUUUUUGGCGGUUUUCUUGUGUCACUUCCACAAACAGUAAAAACCUCAACUUCUUCAUAAAAAUAAAUACUCAUCAAAAGUAGAUUAAAUAUGGAUGAGGAUUGGGAUAAUGCUCCAGCUGGACCUCAGAGCUUUUCUGGAAGUGAUGUUCCUUUAGAUGGUGGUAAAAUGUUUAGUAAGGGACGGGGAUUUUCAGCAAAACCACGAAGUACAGAUAAUGAUGAAUGGGGUAAUGGUGAUAGUAACAAUGAGUGGGGUUCCAAAGAUAAUGGAGGGUGGGGAGGCAAUGACCAUGGAAGAUCAGGUGGACGUGGUGGAGGAGGUCGUGGAAGAGGAAAUCGUGGAGGUGGACGAGGGGGUCGUAAUGAAAACCGAUUUGCAGACGCAGAUGAGGGUGGUUGGGGUAAAGGUGGAAACAAUGAUGAUGAUGGUGAUGGAGGUUGGGGAGGAAAUUCAGGUGGUAGAAGAGGUGGUGGUCGACGAGGAGGUGGUAGAGGAGGUCGUAAAUUUAACGACGAUAACAACGGUGAUUCGGAAUGGGGUGGCCGUGGGGGUGGAAGGUCUGAAAGAAAUCAUGACGACGACGCUUGGGGUGAUAGCAAUGGUGGGGGUAAUCAUGGUAACGAUGGCGGCUAUAAAAGAGGACGUGGAGGAAGGCGGGGAGGAGGAAAUGACAAUAGCGAUUCUUGGGGAGGUGAUAACAGAGGAGAUGAUGCUUGGGGAGCAAACGAUGGCGAUCAAGAUGAAGGAGGCUUCGGAGGAAGAUCACGAGGUCGAGGUGGUCGUGGAGGCCGUGGUCGAGGUCGUGGAGGGAGAAGUGAUGGAUCAGGAGAUUUUGAUAAUGGGCAACAGGGUGAUGAAGAGAAACCAAAGAGAGAAAUCUAUAUUCCUCCAGAGCCCACAAAUGACGAAAACGAAAUGUUCAGUUCUGGAAACACAACAGGUGUUAAUUUUGCGAAAUACGACGAUAUUGAAGUUCAGGUGUCUGGCGAAAAUUAUCCGAAACCAAUCCAAUCCUUUGAAGAGGCAGGUUUACGACAAUUGUUAAUUGAUAAUGUUCGAAAGUCCGGCUACACAAAACCAACGCCUAUUCAAAAAUAUGCUCUUCCGAUUAUUUUAGCCAAAAGAGAUCUUAUGGCUUGUGCACAAACGGGUUCAGGAAAGACGGCUGCUUUUUUGCUGCCGAUUGUUCACACUUUGAUUGCCGAACCUGAAGAAUUAGUAGCUGAUGGUACUAGCUGCUCGCCGCAGGUCGUUAUUAUCUCACCGACGAGAGAAUUGACCAUACAAAUUUAUGAAGAAGCCAGAAAGUUUGCUCAUAAUUCUAUUAUAAAGGUUGUAGUAGCUUACGGUGGGACUUCAGUUGGAUAUCAAAAGGAUCGCAUGAAGAUGGGAUGUCACAUUCUAGUGGCCACCCCAGGACGCAUGAACGACUUUGUUAAACGUGGUAGUUUGUCCUUUAGUGCCACCCGCUUCGUAGUUUUGGACGAAGCUGAUCGGAUGUUAGAUAUGGGAUUUCUACCGGAAGUAGAACAUAUGAUGGAACAUCAAAGCAUGGUUCCUACAGGUACUCGACAAACGCUCAUGUUUUCUGCCACAUUUCCGGAAGAAAUCCAGCGAUUAGCAGCAAAAUUUUUGGAUAAUUACAUAUUCGUUGCUGUAGGCAUAGUUGGAGGUGCUUGUACUGAUGUAGAUCAAAGAUUUUAUCAGGUUGAUAAGUUUAAAAAAAGAGACAAACUUGUCGAAAUUUUACAAGAGGAAGGAUCAGAGAAGACUCUAGUUUUUGUUGAAACAAAACGUAACGCUGAUUUCAUCGCCUUAUUUUUAUGCGAAAACGAUUUCAAAACAACGAGUAUUCACGGCGAUAGACUUCAGCGGCAACGCGAAGAGGCACUUCGUGAUUUCAAGACUGGUUUUAGGAACAUACUAGUAGCGACUGGGGUAGCUGCCAGGGGGCUUGAUAUUAAAAACGUUAAACAUGUAAUUAAUUACGAUUUACCCAAAAGCAUCGAUGAAUAUGUUCACAGAAUUGGAAGGACAGGACGAGUCGGAAAUCGUGGAAAAGCAACGAGCUUUUUUGACGAUGCUCAAGAUAGUGCUAUUGCUGGAGAUCUAGCGAGAAUUUUAAAACAAGCUGGUCAGCCUGUACCUGAUUGGUUGAAAGGAGGUGGAAGUGGUGCGUUCGGAGGGCACGGCGGUUUCGGUGGUCGAGACGUUAGAGAGGAUGACUUCGGUCAAGCACAGCCCUCAUAUAUGCCCGAAGAACCAGAAGAAUCAUGGUAAAGAUAGCAUUUUUUUCUUUACAGUAUUCACGAGCAUUCCGCCUUCUUCAACUAUUUUUUAAUUUUCAUUUACUAUUUGAUGUUGAUACUUUGUUAAGUAAUAUUUAGAAUUUAAGUUUGCUUUUUCUUUGUUCUAUAUAUAUGAAUUCUACAUUAUUUCAUUUGAAAUGUUAUUAACUACGAAUAACUUUUUUUCGUUACCUGUUUUACUUAGGCGAUAUAAUUAUAAUGCUACAAUAUGCACUAUAAGUGAAAUUGUUUUCGUUAAACAAUCGACAAGGUAGAUUUAAACGUUAUAUUUUACUAAUUUGUACCAUUAUCGUAAUAUUUCCGCCUGUGAUUAAAUGUGUUUUUGUUAAAAACGA
Agrilus planipennis (emerald ash borer) is the source of this 2900-nucleotide messenger RNA. It is a transcript of the gene Vasa, whose product is annotated as ATP-dependent RNA helicase vasa. Gene Ontology annotation, cellular component: P granule; nucleus. The coding region runs from base 344 to 2536 and encodes 730 amino acids. The record is from RefSeq and is a predicted model, not a curated record. Lineage: Eukaryota; Metazoa; Arthropoda; Insecta; Coleoptera; Buprestidae. Gene Ontology annotation, biological process: gamete generation; cell differentiation. Gene Ontology annotation, molecular function: RNA helicase activity; RNA binding; ATP binding. The transcript has 13 exons.